CUUCUCCUUCUCGUCCUUCUUCUUCUUCUUCUUCUUCCUCGAAUUAAGGUCGCUGCAAACCCUAAUCAUUGGAUAUAUAUGGGUCUAAAAUAGAAGGCUUUUUAACAAUAAUUACAACUAUGAGUGCAAACCCUAGUAGUAGCGGUGGUGGGAGUAGCAGUGGUGGAGGCGGUGGGGGACCGUGCGGUGCGUGCAAGUUUUUGAGGCGGAAGUGCGUCCCGGGGUGUAUCUUUGCCCCGUAUUUUGAUUCUGAGCAGGGUGCAGCCCAUUUUGCUGCAGUGCACAAGGUUUUUGGGGCGAGUAAUGUGUCGAAGCUGCUUCUGCAUAUUCCUGUUCAUAAACGGCUCGAUGCUGUGGUUACCAUAUGUUACGAGGCUCAGGCCCGCCUCAGAGAUCCUGUUUACGGCUGCGUUGCUCACAUCUUUGCUCUUCAGCAACAGGUGGUGAAUUUGCAAACGGAGCUGUCAUACCUACAAGCCCAUUUGGCAACACUAGAGCUUCCAUCGCCGCCACCGCCACCUCCACCGCCACCAACACUCAUGACACCACCUCCACUCUCAAUCUCCGACCUUCCGUCUGCCACCUCGGUCCCCGCUGCAUACGACUUGUCGUCUCUCUUCGAACCGAUUGUGCAACCUUCAUGGGCCAUGCAGCAGCGGCAAAUGGAUCCACGGCAAUUCGGCGGCAGUACUUGCUCUUCAUCAACGGGGAGUGGUGAUCUUCAGGCUCUGGCACGCGAGCUUCUCCACAGACAAGAGUCUCCCCAACACGGUUCGGCACCGUGCCUUGAUCCUUCGUCACCAUCUAUAUCUAAAUGAGACUGACCUUGAAAUAGUAUUACUUGGGCUUAAUUUUCGCGUUGUAUUUCAUUGGGAAAGUAAUUAUCUUAAAACCUUUAGCUAUCCUUUUUUUUUUUCAAUAUUUUUGUUCCUUUAUACUUUAUUGGUAUGCCCUUUUUGAUAUAUUAAGGGAAUUUAAGUUAGUUCAGAAAUAAAAAAUUGUAUCAUCU
Molecule: messenger RNA, 1009 nt
Organism: Rubroshorea leprosula
Lineage: Eukaryota; Viridiplantae; Streptophyta; Magnoliopsida; Malvales; Dipterocarpaceae
Source: the annotation of a GenBank genome assembly